Messenger RNA from Dipodomys ordii (Ord's kangaroo rat), 678 nucleotides. It is a transcript of the gene Cfap95, whose product is annotated as chromosome unknown open reading frame, human C9orf135. Gene Ontology annotation, cellular component: plasma membrane. Bases 1 to 678 code for a protein of 225 amino acids. The record is from RefSeq and is a predicted model, not a curated record. Lineage: Eukaryota; Metazoa; Chordata; Mammalia; Rodentia; Heteromyidae. The transcript has 6 exons.
AUGGAGAGUACAGAUAACUCCCCAUGGAGGAAACAACGCUGGUAUGAGAUGGGACCCACGGACUUGCUGGAGCGAAAGGGCUCUCUGACCCUCCGCUCCCAAAACAAGAAGUACUCCAAGCCUGUGUUGGUGCAUUCCUGGCACCUCGAAAGACAAGCUUUCCCCAAAGAUUAUGAUACAGAGAAUACGGACCAAGUAAUAAACUUGUGUAAAUCCUCAUAUCAUCGACUCGGAACGGAGGAGCCUCCUAUUUGGAUAUCAGAAACACGUGAACAAAUGUCACAGGUUUUCUUAAACCGAGAACUGGCUGAAAAAAGGAACAAGGCCUUACUAAGUGAGGAAACAAUGAGCUCUGGGAUUGUUGACAGGGACACUGGCUUACCCGCUACAGGCUUUGGAGCUCUCUUUAGGAGACAUCCACCUGAUAGGAACAAAAUGUCGUCACUGACCACAUACUCUGAAGAUUACAUUCCACCUUUCGAUUACCAGCCAUGUGACUUUUCCUGUCAGAAUGAUUACUCUAUAGUCCACAGAAAAUGCCGGUCUCAGUUCACUGAUCUAAAUGGUUCCAAAAGAUUUGGUAUCAACAUGUUUCAUGAUGAAAGCGGGAUUUAUGCUAAUUCAGAUGCAAAACUAAAACUGUACUCAUUGUCUCAGAAUCCUGUUACACCAUUUUAA